AUGCUCUUUACGCUAUUGCGCUCACCCGGAUUGCCUACUCUUCCACGUCCAGCUCUCCACGCGCGGUUCUUUGCAGCUUCUACAGUCAAGCCCUGCCCCUCCGCCCGAUCGUCGCGAACCAUGACGACAGGUAACUCUGGUAAAAUCACCGACUGGGUCAAUCCCAAUGACAAGUCUGGCGAGUUCAAGCGUCAGCAGUCGGUCUUCCGCAGCUUCAUCUCCCACAAGCCCGGGGCGCAAUUCCCGCCGGAGAAGGGCCGCUAUCAUCUCUACGUCUCCUAUGCUUGUCCCUGGGCCCAUCGGACUCUGAUUACCCGUAAGCUCAAGGGUCUGGAUGAUAUCAUCUCCUUCUCUUCGGUACACUGGCACCUCGGUGAGAAAGGAUGGCGUUUCGCUACUAUCGACGAGGACCUGCCGGGCGAGAACACUGUUCCCGACCCACUGCAUAAAGACUUCACUCAUCUGCGUGAUAUCUACUUCUCCAAUGAACCGGACUACACUGGUCGCUUCACGGUCCCCGUGCUCUUCGACAAGAAGACGAAUCAGAUCGUCAGCAACGAGAGCGCGGAAAUUAUCCGCAUGUUCUACUACGAGUUCGACGAAAUCCUGCCGGAGCAAUACAAGAAGAUCGACCUCUUCCCUGUUCCUCUGCGCUCCGAAAUCGACACCUCCAACGAAUGGAUUUACAACGACGUCAACAACGGUGUCUACAAGGCCGGCUUCGCAACCACCCAAGAGGCCUACGAAAAGGCCGUCACCACGCUCUUCUCCGCCCUUGAUAAGAUCGAGGCCCAUCUUUCCAAGCAGGCUGCCGUCUCCCCGUACUUCUUUGGCAAUACAGUCACCGAGGCUGAUAUCCGGCUGUUCACGACGAUCGUCCGAUUUGACCCCGUAUAUGUGCAGCACUUCAAGUGCAAUAUCCGUGAUAUCCGAUCUGGCUUCCCGGCUAUUCACCGCUGGGUGCGCGGGCUGUACUGGGAUCUGCCUGCGUUCCGCGAGACGACGGACUUUGAGCAUAUCAAAAAGCACUAUACCAAGUCUCAUAAGCAGAUCAAUCAGUUUGCGAUUACACCGGUUGGUCCGUUGCCAGAUAUUCUGCCGAAGGACGAGGAGGUGAAGGCUGCGCAGGCUGCGAAGUGA
Molecule: messenger RNA, 1140 nt
Organism: Penicillium canariense
Lineage: Eukaryota; Fungi; Ascomycota; Eurotiomycetes; Eurotiales; Aspergillaceae
Product: glutathione S-transferase family protein
Exons: 5
Coding region: 1-1140 (379 amino acids)
Cellular component (GO): cytoplasm
Molecular function (GO): glutathione transferase activity
Source: RefSeq, a predicted model, not a curated record